Molecule: messenger RNA, 510 nt
Organism: Perognathus longimembris pacificus (Pacific pocket mouse)
Lineage: Eukaryota; Metazoa; Chordata; Mammalia; Rodentia; Heteromyidae
Product: lipocalin Cav p 3.0101-like
Exons: 6
Coding region: 1-510 (169 amino acids)
Source: RefSeq, a predicted model, not a curated record
AUGCAGCCUCUCGCGGUCGCCAUCUUGCUGGCCUUGGCCUGCGCCGGGCCCCGGGUUCGAGCCUCGGAGAUGGACGAGGCCCUGCACACCCUGGGCAUCGUGGCGGACACGCCGGCCAAGAUCGAGCCCGAGGGGCCCCUGCGCGGCUACUUUCGCCACGUGCGCGCGCCCGCCGACCGGAGGACCAUGACCGUCGAGUUCUACAACAAGCACACCGGCGAGUGCAAGAAGUACACUGUGGUCGGGGAGCGGGAGGACGAAGGCGUAUACGUGGGGCAGUACGACGGCGUCAACCACUUCACCGUCCUCUACCAGGACGACGACUCCACCAUCUUCCACAACCGGAAUACGGACGAGGGCGGGAACGUCACCAACAUGAUCCUGCUGGCCGGGAAGGGGCAGAGCCUGACCCAGCAGCAGGAGAAGAAGCUGAAGAAGUUCGCCAAGAAGCACGGCCUCCCCUUCGCCAGCCUGCAGCGCGUGCAGGAGACGGACGAUUGCCCCGAGUGA